This is a messenger RNA of Chionomys nivalis (European snow vole), 4125 nucleotides long. It is a transcript of the gene Slc49a3, whose product is annotated as solute carrier family 49 member 3. The record is from RefSeq and is a predicted model, not a curated record. Gene Ontology annotation, molecular function: transmembrane transporter activity. Gene Ontology annotation, biological process: transmembrane transport. The coding region runs from base 192 to 1736 and encodes 514 amino acids. Gene Ontology annotation, cellular component: membrane. Lineage: Eukaryota; Metazoa; Chordata; Mammalia; Rodentia; Cricetidae. The transcript has 10 exons.
AAUUAGCUCUAAAGGGGAUUUUUAUCCCUCCGGUUUCCAUCUUGGCCUCUGUCGGACGGUAACCCUGCUUCUCCCACCCAAUUUCUCCUUUGGGGCGGGGACUAACCAGAUCAUUCCUCCCGGCCCUGGUCCUAGGAUAUCCUACCCACGCGCAGCACUUUGCUGUGAAAUGCACGCAGGCGGCCGAGACUAUGGGGGACAGGCUGGAAGCCUGGGACAGGUUGGGGACAUCUGCAAACGCCGGAGAAGAGGUGCCUGUUCCCCGCGUCUAUGCGCGCCGCUGGGUCUUCCUGCUGGCGGUCAGCCUUCUGAGCUGCUCCAACGCGAUGCUAUGGCUCAGUUUUGCACCUGUAGCAGACACCAUCGCACAGCACUUCUUCCUGUCCAUGGAGCAGAUCAACUGGCUGUCACUAGUCUACCUUGUGGUAUCCAUCCCAUUUGGCAUGGCAGCCAUCUGGGUUCUGGACUCUGUUGGGCUCCGUGGAGCGACUAUCCUGGGUGCAUGGUUGAAUUUUGCUGGAAGUUUGCUACGUGCUGUGCCCUGCUUGGAUGUCAGGAUCCCCAAUCCAUUUGCCUUCUUCAUGAGUGGCCAGAGCCUCUGUGCCUUGGCCCAGACCCUGGUCAUCUCUUCUCCAGCCAAGCUGGCUGCCUUAUGGUUCCCAGAGCACCAGAGAGCCACAGCUAACAUGAUCGGCACUAUGUCAAAUCCUCUGGGCAUCCUUGUGGCAAAUGUGCUAUCUCCUGCGCUAGUCAAGAAGGCAGAAGACAUCCCCAUGAUGCUUGGUAUCUACAUUAUCCCUGCUGCCCUUGCCUGUCUCUUGGCCACUGCCUGCCUCUGGGAGAGCGUGCCUCCUAGCCCGCCAUCUACAGGGGCUGCCAGUUCCACUUCAGAGAGUUUCCUCCAGGGCCUCAAACUGCUCAUCCAGAAUAAGGCCUAUGUCAUCCUGGCCAUAUGCUUCGGUGGUGGCAUUGGUAUCUUCUCCAGCUUCUCAGCCCUCCUGGAACAGAUCCUUUGUACCAAUGGCUACUCCAAUGAGUUCUCAGGCCUCUGUGGGGCUCUCUUCAUCGUGUUUGGGAUUUUGGGGGCACUGCUUCUAGGCCUGUAUGUGGAUCGGACCAAGCACUUCACAGAAGCCACCAAGAUAGGCCUCUGUCUGACUUCCAUGACCUUCGUGGCCUUUGCUCUGGUGUCCCAGCUGCAGGGACAGACCUUUGCGUUGGCCGCCAUCUGCUCCCUCCUGGGGCUGUUUGGCUUCUCGGUGGCACCCGUGGUCAUGGAGUUGGCAGUUGAAUGCUCGUUUCCUGUGGGUGAAGGUGCCUCUGCUGGCUUGAUUUUUGUCCUGGGGCAGGCCGAGGGUGUGCUCAUCAUGCUGCUACUGACGGCGCUGACCAUGCGGCGAACGGGCCCAUCCUUUUCUACUUGCCGGCAGGGCGAGGAGCCUCUAGACUGGACAGUGUCUCUGCUGCUGAUGGCUGGCCUGUGUACCGUUUUCACCUGUGUCUUGGUGCUCUUCUUCAACACCCCAUAUCGGCGCCUGGAGGCUGAGUCUGGAGGAUCCCCUUCGCCCAGGAUAUGUGGCAGGGAGCCAACAAUAAGCUCCACCCAAGUGCCACCCCUUGAGACUUCUGGAUUAACACCUCCAGCUGGGGCCUUGCAGGAAGCUCCUUGUCCUGCCUCUCUUCCUAAAGGACACUCAGAAUGGGCAGAGACAUCUGGUAAAGCAGAGACCUGCUAGGGUCUCUUUGUCUGUGCCUGUCACGCUAAAAACUCUAACAGGGACACAAAGUCUUUAGCAUACCUAGGGCAUGACAGGAUUGCCUUUUGGUCCUUAGGUAGACAAUGAUAGAUUGAAAAUAACUGCUGUUGUGUGGAUACUGGUCAGUUAGGGUAGACCCUGGCCAAGCCAGACUUGUGGUGGCUGUUGCAGGGAGUGUCUGUUCAGGGGCCGGAGUGAGUGGAAGAUUCCUGCUAGGAAACUGAGGGGGUUCUGGGGACCAUGGCAUGGCCAGUCUGAGGUAGACAGGUGCAGAAAGAUUUUUGUCUUAACUGUAUGACCAGACACUUAGCCUGAUUCUAGGAUAGCACAGAGGGGGGUGAGCUGUCUAAGAGUAGGGAGCAGAAGGGUCUCUGGUAGAUACACCCCCUCUAAUGAACACUCACAGGCAAGUUUAUGUGUCCAACUUUAUUGAACUGGCUACAGCUUGCAGCCUGAAGGAUGGAGAAGCUCUUGCUGCCUCUUGCACGUAGGAGGACCAAUAGCUCUGCAUUUUGUAGUCUAGGUUGCCAGCCACAUCAAUGAAGGCAAACUCUAGCAUCUGAUUCUCUAAGAGUCAGCCCAAGAUGGGUAGGGUAUUGGCGGGGACAUCAAGUUGGUGGAGGUAGGAGCAGGGAGAGACCAGGUUCCUGGGCUCCAGCCCAGACACAGUAAAUUUCAGGCACUUGACUCCAUUCAGUGGGUUCCUGAUUCUUGGUUGACCUGUUCAGGGAUGGAGAGAGACAGAGGGCUAAGAACCCAGCCAAGGGAGGGGCUAGGGAUGUAUGCUAGGUGGGGUCAGAAGAGAGAUGGAGAGAGUGGGUAAGACAAAGAGGAGUUGGGGAAGGGGAGGGGCUACCAGGAGUCAUGUCCUGGUGACGGCAAGGAAUACAUGGUAUAGACAAGCUAGGACCUACACUUUAUUCCUGACUCCCAGUCUGCUGCCUCUAUUACUGAGCUAGCUAGUAGCAGACUGGUGGUGUAUGCUUUUGGGGGAAUGCUGCCCCUAGCUGCCCUCUGAUAUACUUUAGGGGUGGGGGUUGGGCGAACCUCAUUUGCAGUCAUCUUGUUGGCUUGGGACAUCAGUAGACCUUUGAUGCUGAGAGUGGAAAGAGACGGGUUAGCUGCUCUGAGGAAGAGUGGAAAGUUCCUACUGUGGCUCCUCUGUGGGAGGCCUGGGGAUAGUCUGAUGUGUACCUCCUACCAACCUGUUGUCAAAACCCAGGUGCCUAAUGGUCCCUGGAGCCCAUGGUGACUCACAGCAGGUACCUGACGAAGUAAGGGGCAGAUGCCUGGGACACCAGAAUGUUUCCUUUCCCUAGUGCUACAUUUAAGUAAGCCAUCUAUGAAAGGGGCUUAAGACAGCAAUAGAUGGACGAUGCCUCCCUGGGUAAUAAAGGGCCAAAUAGCAGGAAUAAUCCUUCUCUUAGUUAUUCCAAAUGACUCUGCUCUUCGGGUCUCAAGGUGGCUAUUUGAGGCCCUGGAACUAAGAGUUCAAGAGGGCCUGGUGAGGUGGACUUGGGCCCAGGCAUGUCUCUUUUCAGAGUGGAUAUUCCCCAGCCCCUAAGCCAGACUCACUAUUCCUUGUGGAUGCUGCCCCUGCCAUCAAGGUUGAGCAUUUUGAAGACCUUUAGGAUGGUCUCUGUAUUGGUGCCUGCUCACAAAAAGGCUUUUGGAGUCCUAUCUUGUCCUGAAGCAUCCAGUGCUUAGUCUUGCUGUACCAUCUAAGGAGUCUUUCCUAUUCCUGGGCCCGAAGAACCUCUGUUCAUCCACAUGGGUCGUUCUGGCUUCCAUUUGGGAACCAGGGCUCUGAUGGUGAGAGAGUCUACAGAGAGCUAGAUAGGCUGGUACAGCCCCUUUGGAUGUCACUGUGGCAAUUUCUCAGAAAAUUAGGAAACAACCUUCCUCAAGACCCAGUAAUACCACUUUUGGGUAUAUAUCCAAAGGAUGCUCAAUCGUGCCACAAGGACAUGUGCUCAACUAUGUUCAUAGCAGCUUUAUUUGUCAUAGCCAGAACCUGGAAACAACCUAAAUGCUCCUCGACCGAAGAAUGGAUAAGGAAAAUGUGGUACAUUUACACAAUGGAGUACUACACAGCAGAAAAAAAUGACAUCUUGAAUUUUGCAGGCAAAUGGAUGGAUCUAGAAAACAUUUUGAGUGAGAUAACCCAGACCCAGAAAGACAAUUAUCACGUGUACUCACCCAUAAGUGGUUUUGAAACAUAAAGCAAAGAAAUCCAGCCUACAAAUUACAAUCCCAGAGAAACUAGACAACAAUGAGGAACCUAAGAGAGACAUACAUGGAUCUAAUCUACAUGGGAAGUAGAAAAAGACAAGAUCUCCUGAGUAAAUUGGGAGCAUGGGGACCUUGG